Andrographis paniculata is the source of this 1313-nucleotide messenger RNA. Its product is annotated as chaperone protein dnaJ 10-like. The transcript has 9 exons. Lineage: Eukaryota; Viridiplantae; Streptophyta; Magnoliopsida; Lamiales; Acanthaceae. Bases 101 to 970 code for a protein of 289 amino acids. The record is from RefSeq and is a predicted model, not a curated record.
CCAAGUGCUGAGUGAUCCAUCACAAAGACAAGCUUAUGAUGCUUAUGGAAAGUCAGGAAUUAAAACAGAGGCAAUUAUAGAUCCUGCUGCAAUUUUUGCCAUGCUUUUUGGAAGUGAACUUUUUGAGGAAUAUAUUGGCCAACUUGCCAUGGCAUCUAUGGCGUCUUUGGAUAUUUCUCCCGAGGGUGAAGGGUUUGAUUCUAAAAAGUUGCAAGAAAAACUGCGGGCUAUCCAGAAGGAGAGGGAAGAGAAGUUGGCUGGUAUACUGAAAGGUCGUCUUAAUCUGUAUGUUCAAGGACAUAAAGAAGAAUAUGUUCGCCAAGCUGAGGCUGAAGUGGCAAAACUUUCAGGCGCUGCUUAUGGGGCGGAUAUGCUAAGUACCAUUGGCUAUAUAUAUUCAAGGCAGGCUGCAAAAGAGCUCGGAAAGAAGGUGAUGUACUUGGGUGUGCCAUUUGUUGCAGAAUGGUUCAGGAAUAAAGGACACUUCAUUAAAUCCCAAGUAACUGCUGCAACAGGUGCAAUUGCGUUAAUUCAGCUGCAAGAAGAUAUGAAGCGACAGCUGACCGCAGAAGGAAAUUACACAGAGGCGGAGCUUGAAGAAUACAUCCAAUCCCACAAGAAGUUAAUGAUAGACUCUCUAUGGAAGCUGAACGUGGCUGAUAUAGAAACAACCCUCUCUCACGUUUGCCACAUGGUUCUGGUAGACCCCAGUGCAAAGAAAGAAGAGCUUCGAAUGCGUGCCAAGGGGUUGAAGACCCUCGGCAAAAUUUUCCAGAAGGUGAAGCCUAUGGCUGAAGGCGAGUCUGACAAUCUUAAAAAAGAUCCACUCCUUAAAUUGACUGGAGCUGAAGGUGGUGGCGCCAAUGCUUCUCCUUCUAAGAACUCCUCUGCCAAAUCUUCGAAUAGUGAAGAUAUUUCUUCUAAAUCUGCAUCUCAUAGCACGUCCGCAGAGGCUCCUGCAGGAACUUAAUCCAGCAAUUCUUCUGUAUACACCUUCCAAACACACAUAAUAAGCACAUCUGUUCGGCAUUUUAGAUGUGGUGUUGUCUAGUUGUAGCAGCCGCAUAUACAUACAUACUUGGGCAAGCUCUCUCGUGUCGAUUUGAGCUAGAACCGCUAGAACCGGUGCUCUCCGUAUGCUCUCUGUCUCUUAUUCUUCCACAUAAUUAAGUUGUUGUGUUGCUUAAUUCUUAUAUUAUCAUUAUUACAUUUCUUCAUUCAUUAUUCAAAUGUGUAUAGUAUAGUAUAGGCCUCAGAAUCAUAUGAUGGCGAGGAUACAAAUAUGUUAUUACCAUGUAAUGUAAUAAGUUGUC